Cylindrotheca closterium is the source of this 873-nucleotide messenger RNA. NCBI's taxonomy places the organism in Eukaryota, Bacillariophyta, Bacillariophyceae, Bacillariales, Bacillariaceae. The record is from the annotation of a GenBank genome assembly.
AUGAAGCAUCCAACAACCUCACACAAACGAAAAACGCUGUACAAGCUAUUGAAUAUGGGAAGCAUGCAACAGCAACAUCAACACCGGGGAAUGAAACACUAUGAAUACCAAGUCUUUGGCGGGGGAUCGCGAAGGAUUGGCGAGGAAUACGAAGAGGAAGAAACAUCACAGUUUCACCAUUCUUCUUCUUCUCCAUCUUCUCCCGCGUCCUUUGACCGACAUUCCCAUAUUCAUUCCCACACUCAUUCCCAUAUUCACACCACUCACACCACUCACAGUAAUAGUUACAAUACUUCCACCAAGACACCAGAGCUAAGCUCCACACCUAAAAUGAUCUCACAGAUUGGUGGCCUUGGUGUCUUUGAGUUUAUUGCUAGUUACUUCUCCAGAUGUAUUCUCGAAGAUCCUCAUUUGCACGAGGUUUACGGGGGAAUCUCCAAAGAACAAGCCUUCUUACUCCAUGUGGGAUUGUUGCUGUUUUGCGUCAAUGAUAACUUUAUCCAAUGCCUCAGCGAUAACUACGAAGAGGACGAAGAGGCGCUGCUCAUGAUUGCACGAGCACGGGAGAAUCCAGGCUUGCAAGAGCAAGUUCGCUUGGGGUUGAUGAACGAACCCAUGUACUUCAAUCGCGUAUUUCAUCAUUUGAUGGAGGCUCUGUCCGUCUGUCUCUGCCGCAAGAGCGUCCUCUUGUUGCUUUCCCGAUUGGCCAUGGUGCGAAACAUUCUCCAAGUCUUGCACAGGGAUCAAAUGAAUUACAAUUUGGCCACCAUUCGGGAACACGAAAUCUUGAGCGAACGCAGUGAAUCUUCUUCCUCUUCUUCAUCCACUUGGUCUUUUGCGUACCAGAGAUCCAAGGGUGCCACCAAUGAAUAG